CACUCCAGUCCAGUUGGUGGCGGUAAUGCACCUAUAUUUGGUUUGCCAACCGCCAAUAAACCAUGAGGAAGAAGACACGGCAGAGACGACUGCAGCUUAAUAUUACUCCUGUGAAGAGUUAAGAGAAAGAAUAAAACUGUUUAGUAUUGUACAUAACGUAGAUUCGGUGUAGCCUUGUACGCGCCAUGGACAACAUGUAUCAGCCCGCCUCGUCAGACACCCAGCCGCCUCCUGUCUAUAGUGGCGGCUACAGCGCGAACAGAGCCCCGCCGAGCAGCACUCAGCCGGGCCACACUGCUCCACCGUGGACUCCUUCCCAGGGGUAUGACGCUCACCCGUACGGGUUUAGGUGCGAUUUUCCAGCACCGUCUCAUGGAGGAGGAAGUUUCGGAGGGCCGGGCUUGGCCCUUCCUUAUGGAUUUGACCCCUCUGUCCCCCCGCCUCCUUUCGGCUGUCCGCCGCCCGGACACUUCCCUAACAUGGUGCCCAGCGCUCCGGUAAACAUAUACAGCAGCAGAGGAGCGUUUCCCCAGCAGCUUAGACCCUGUCCUCAGGCUACAGGCUAUGCCCCGGACUGUAGUCAGAAACAACAGCACCAGUAUGAGGAUUUCUCUGCGAGUGGAGCUCGGUUUCCUCCGCAGGGUAAAGAUGACAGGAUUCCUGAGGAUGAAACAGUCCUUCAGAGGAGGCAGGAUCAACAGUGGCUCGGACGCUUCCUACAAGACAGAGAACACAACUCCAAGAGCCUACAGGCCCGGCACAAGACGCCCCACAGCUCUGCCCCGGAGCUGAGAGCGGCUCCGUGCAGCUCUGUCCCGGAGCUGAGAGCGGCUCUGUACGGGGCAGCUCACAUUGUCUCCCAGCUGGCAGAGUCCUGUGAAACUCUGAGGAACAACGUGGAGAAUGAGUGUGUUUGGGCCAACUCUUAUUUAAAGGCUUUACAGGUGAAGAGAGAGCUACAGGACAGACUGGCAGUCCUCGGUGCCAGUGAGUGUUUAGAGAGUUGGAAAACUAAAGUAUCCCGUGUUGCUAAGAGGAGAGCCCGGCGCCGGAGAGCCAGGAGGGAGCUCCAGAUGGAGCAGACCCAGAGAGAGGAGCGCAUCGCGGACAAAGAGGCUGCCAUAAACACAUGGAGGAUGCAGCAGAUCCGCCUAGUGGAGGAAAGGAAGAAGGAGCUGGAGCUGAAGCUGGCUGCAGACUCAGUUCUCUGCGAGGUGAGGAAGAAGCAGGCAGACGUGAAGAGGAUGCAGGAAGUCCUGAGGUCUCUGGAGAAACUGCGCAGACUGAGGAAAGAGGCAGCGUCAAGAAAAGGUAUCGUGACGGAGCGUUCCUGUGACGAGGCGUUCAGCAGCCGCCUGCAGCAGCUGAGCGGUGUGAUGAAGAGGAGGACGGCGGUGUACUCGGCCGAGGAGAAGGCUCUGAUGGUGAUGCUGGAGGGAGAGCAGGAGGAGGAGAGGAGGAGAGAGCAAGAGAAACGAGGGAAGAAGGAGCGGGAGAGACAGCUGCAGAGGAAACGCAGAGCGGACGCCAUGCUGUUUGGAGAUGAGCUUCCUGCCGACUCUGUGCUGCAGCCCUUCAGACAGUAUUACACCGAGGCCGAGCACUCUCUGCACGCUCUGCUACAUAUCAGGAGACAGUGGGAUGCUUUUGUGGUUCCUGCGGAUCAUCCAGACGGUUCUCCGGUUCCUCAGGGUUGGGUGCUGCCCGAGGCCCCAUCAGACCAGGCCUGGGCCUCUGCUCUGCACACGGCCCACUCCGAGUGACACGGCCCACUUUGAUCCAAGUGGCACGGCCCACUCCGAGUGACACGGCACCGUCCGAGUGGCACGGCCCACUCUGCUCUGAGUGACACGGCCCACUCUGUGACUGUGACAACAGCCAGCAGCUGGCACACAGCUGGAAGGAGAAAUCCAGCUGAAGAAGAUAUGGAAAUAAUGGCGUUUUUCCACUACAUGGUACCUGCUCGACUCGGCUCGGGCACGGUGCCCCUUUUUCCAUUGCAGAUUUAGU
Messenger RNA from Sander lucioperca (pikeperch), 2010 nucleotides. It is a transcript of the gene pdcd7, whose product is annotated as programmed cell death 7. Bases 186 to 1763 code for a protein of 525 amino acids. The record is from RefSeq and is a predicted model, not a curated record. The transcript is spliced from 6 exons. Lineage: Eukaryota; Metazoa; Chordata; Actinopteri; Perciformes; Percidae.